AUGAAGAUGCCGGCUUCCGUCGUUGAUAUUAACUUUGUAGGCGGAAAGACAUUUGCUGCUACUUCGCCUUCCGAUCCAAAUUUUUUGACAAAGCCGCCGUCAAAACUGGAGGCGGCCAGUCCUACCAAUGGACCCGAUAAUGUCCAUUCCGUUUACGGUUCCGGGGACAACUACUACGGCACUUUGUUCACACAGAUGUCCUACGGCAUGGGCGAGAACAAUCAACUAUCUACAUCCAAUCCAGUUGCCUCCCCAGGAAAUACCUUGAAUCCCAACCUCACGACCGCCCUCGCAAUGUCCGUACUGGCUGCGGCAGCUACAGGCAAUAACACUCCCGAAUUCACCGGUGGUCAACCUCCACUCCUAGGCCAACAGAUGCAUCCUGGCGGCCAGGCUCACGCACCAAUGCAUGAUGAGAAGAACUCAAACUCCUACCCCAACGCUUUUGUAGCCGCUUUAAUGGCC
This is a messenger RNA of Dibothriocephalus latus, 465 nucleotides long. NCBI's taxonomy places the organism in Eukaryota, Metazoa, Platyhelminthes, Cestoda, Diphyllobothriidea, Diphyllobothriidae. The record is from the annotation of a GenBank genome assembly.